AUGCUGCCAAAAUCAAUUCAACUUCUCCAUGUGUUUGUGGUUGUGCUUUCACUAUUAUUAUUAGAAUACAUACCUGUUCUUGGACUCUCCUCAGGAGGAGUUGAAGCUGCUAAUAAAAUCCGGUGCAUAGAGAAGGAGAAACAAGCUCUCCUCAAGUUUAAAGAAGCUGCCAUAGAUGAUUAUGAAAUUCUCUCUUCUUGGGGGAAUGAAGAAGCUAAGAAAGACUGUUGCAGAUGGAGAGGAGUCCAUUGCAACAACCACAGUGGUCAUGUAACCAUGCUCGAUCUUCAUGUACCGAUGUAUGGUCCUUAUGACCAUUUGAGCGGUAAGAUUUCUCCUUCAUUGCUUGAAUUGCAGCAUUUGAAGUAUUUAGAUCUUAGUGGAAAUGCGUUUGAAGGGCGCUUCCCAGAGUUCAUUGCUUCCUUGAGCAGAUUACAAGUCCUCAACCUCAAUGCCAAUUACUUUGGUGGUCCGAUUCCUCAUCAGCUUGGGAACCUUUCCAACUUAAGUUAUCUUGAUCUUGGUUGGAAUAUGAAUAUAACUGAUGGAAAUCUUGAGUGGCUUUCUCAACUUUCUUUACUAAGACACCUUGCUCUUGAUGGGAUGGACCUUAGUAAAGCAAUCAAUUGGGUUGAAUCUAUUAAUAAUCUUCCUCUUUUAAAAAACUUGCUCUUAAGUCAGUCCCAUCUUCCAGAUGUCAUUCCUCCUACGCAUGCUUUCAAUUCUUCUCCAUCUCUUGUUGUGCUUGAUCUCGGUUACAAUCUCCUAUCUUAUUUUUCAAUAUGCAAUUGGUUGGUCAACUUUAGUAGCAGCCUUGUCGAUCUUGAUCUUUAUGGUAACCUGUUAAAAGGUCCGAUUCCUGAUGCUUUUGGGAACAUGAUAUCCCUUGUACAUCUCAAUCUCUCUUUUAAUCAGCUAGAAGUUGGCAUUCCAAAUUCGUUCGCCAAUCUAAGUCGUUUACAAUCGUUAGAAAUGGGUGCCAGCAAUUUAAAAGAAGAACUUUCUGAGAUUCUUCACAAGUUAUCUCGAUCUGAGAACUCAUUACAGACUUUGAAUUUUGAGUGGAAUCAACUUGGUGGUACAUUGCCUGAUUUCACAAGAUUUUCAACCUUGAGGGAGUUGAAUCUCCAUCAAAACCAAUUGAAUGGCCCAUUCCCAGAAAGUUUUGGACAACUUCGUAGUCUUGUUCGCCUAGAUUUGUCUGGAAACCAAAUUACAUCUUUUUCGAAUUCUUUCCAAGGCAUAAUCUCUGAAGCCCACUUCUCAAACCUCUACAGUUUACAAUAUUUGGACUUGUCUUUUAACCAACUAGUUUUGAACUUUAGCUCUGAUUGGGAUCCUCCUUUUCAACUUCGUGAAAUAAGGUUGGCAUUUUGCAAGUUGGGGCCUAGUUUCCCAAAAUGGCUUCGAAAGCAAAAUCAAUUUUAUGAGCUUGAUAUCUCUGGAGCUGGAAUUUCAGAUACUGUCCCUAGUUGGUUUUGGGAUCUAUCACCCAAGUUAAAUGGUUUAAAUCUUUCUUGCAAUGAAAUAAAUGGCUUGUUACCAGAUUUAUCUUCGAAGUUUACUGAUUUUAUCGGCAUAGAUUUAAGUUCUAAUCGCUUUACAGGUCAAAUACCACCACUUCCAUCCAAUUUAACAUUUUUGAAUCUCUCCAAAAACGUGUUUUCGGGGUCAAUUUCUUUCUUAUGUGCAAUUUCUAGCACUGAAGUUUUCUCCUAUCUUGACCUCUCAAGGAACUUACUAUCAGGAGGACUUCCAAAUUGUUGGGAACAUUUGAAAGCACUUACAGUUAUCAAUCUGGCCAACAAUAAUUUUUCUGGGGCACUUCCUAGCUCAAUAGGUUCCCUAAAUGCCAUUGAAGCAUUGCAGUUGCGCAACAAUAGUUUCUCUGGGAGAUUGCCAAAGUCUUUGAAUAAAUGCAUACAGUUGAAAAUUAUUGACUUGGAGCAAAAUAGAUUCACAGGAAAAAUACAAGCAUGGAUAGGGAUGCAUCUCACAAGGUUAGUCAUUCUUAGUCUACGAUCCAACAAAUUCUAUGGAAGCAUACCUCAAGAUAUCUGCUACCUUAACUGUAUUCAAGUUUUGGACCUCUCUCAAAAUCAUUUAUCAGGAAAACUACCACAAUGUUUCAGCAAUUUUUCUGCUUUGGUUCAAAGUAAUAGUUCAGAAGGAACCAUUGCUUUCCCCUACACUACAUAUGAAGAUGGUAUGUUUUUUGCAAAUUUAUAUGAAUAUGAAAGCAAUGCAUUGGUUCAAUGGAAAGGGCAAGAGAGGGAGUACGGAAGAAAACUGGGACUACUUAAAAUGAUUGAUCUUUCUAGCAACAAAUUGACUGGAAAACUUCCUCAGCAAGUUGCGAGUCUUGCAGGGUUGGUUUCCUUGAACCUGUCAAGAAACAAUUUGGCUGGAAGAAUCAUCCAAGAUAUUGGUCAGAUGAAGAUGUUGGAAGUUCUUGACCUAUCUGCAAAUAGACUUUCUGGUGAGAUUCCUACAAGCCUUGCUUAUCUAAAUUUUCUUAGUGUAUUGAACUUGUCAAAUAACAACUUGUUGGGAAAAAUUCCGUCGAGCACUCAAUUGCAAAGCUUUGAUGUCUCUGCAUAUUCUGAGAAUCUUAAACUCUGUGGGCGUCCCCUACCUAAUAAGUGUCCAGGAGAGGAAACGGUUGUGGAACCUCCAAUUUCUACUCAAGAAGAUGAGGACAGGUUUAUUACCUCAGGAUUUUAUGUUAGCAUGGGGAUUGGUUUCACCGUUGGAUUUUGGGGAGUUUUUGGCUCUAUGCUUUGUAACAGUCCAUUGAGAUAUACCUACUUCAAAUUCUUGGACCGCAUACAAAAUUGGUUGUAUCUGACUGCAGUAUCGAAUAUGACUAGACUACAAAGGAAUCUUUAA
This is a messenger RNA of Camellia sinensis, 2889 nucleotides long. The record is from RefSeq and is a predicted model, not a curated record. Lineage: Eukaryota; Viridiplantae; Streptophyta; Magnoliopsida; Ericales; Theaceae.